AUGAUCACGACUAUACCCACACUUUCAGGAGUGAAUGCUUCACACAAUGACCAGGUCUGCAGCACGUGGGGUAACUAUCACUUCAAGACCUUCGACGGGGACUUUUUCCAGCUCCCCUCCACCUGCAACCAUGUUGUGACCUCACUGUGUAAGAGCAGCUAUGAGGCUUUCAACAUCCAGAUGAGGCGGCAGGUGGUGGACAACCAGCCCACCAUUAGCAAGAUCACCAUGAAGCUGGAUGGUGUAGUGGUGGAGCUUUCCAAGGGUGUUGUUGUGGUCAAUGGGCAGACGGUGACCCUGCCGGUCAGCUUGUCUGGAAUCAGCAUCAUGAAGACUACUUCCAAUGUGAAGGUCGUAGCCAAACUGGGGCUGGUUGCUGUUUGGAACAAGGAUGAUUCCCUAAUGAUUGAAAUGAACGAUAAGUACAGAAACCAGACCUGCGGACUCUGUGGUGACUUCAAUGAAGUCCAAACAUACAACGAAUUCAUCAUCAAUGGUGGGAAACUCUCUAGCUCUGACUAUGGAAACCUCUGGAAACUGGAUGGUCCUCUGGAAGUCUGUGAGGAGCCUACACUAACUUCUGAUGAGAGUUGUGGAGAUGAGGAAUUUUGUCAGCAGCUGUUCUCCGGUGCAGCUUUCAGUAGCUGCACUAAUUAUCUGGACAAGGACGCCUUCGUCGAGACCUGCCUGGCUGACCUGUGCCACUGUGAUAACAGCACCAACUCAUUCUGCCUGUGCAACACCAUCUCAGAGUACUCCCGUCAGUGUGUUCAUGCAGGGGGGAAGCCCCAGCAAUGGAGGACUGAACAGUUCUGCUAUAAGACAUGCCCUGACAACAUGGAGUACCAGGAGUGUGGAAGCCCCUGUGUUGACACCUGCUCCAACCCAGAGGCCAGACAGUUGUGUGAAGACCACUGUACAGGCGGCUGCUUCUGUCCUCUAGGUACUGUUUUUGAUGACGUCAACAACAGUGGCUGUAUUCCAGUGAGAGAAUGCCUUUGUGUCCACAAUAGACAAGUAUACACAUCUGGAGAAUCUUACACCAGCAACUGUAAAGAAUGCACCUGUGCUGGUGGUCAGUGGGCCUGUACAGACAAGGACUGUCCUGGAACCUGCUCUGUGGAGGGAGGAUCCCACAUCAACACCUAUGAUGGGAAAGCCUACACCUUCCAUGGGGACUGCUCUUACAUUCUGACCAAGCAAUGCAAUGGAACUGAAUUCACCGUGCUGGGAGACAUUGUGAAGUGUGGGUUGACUGACACUGAGACGUGUAUGAGGGCUGUUACCCUUGCCCUCUCCAGCAGGUCCACCGUGAUCCGAGUCCAGUCAUGUGGAAGUGUUUUUGUAAAUCAGAUUCUUUCUCAGCUCCCACUCUAUACUGCUGAAGUGACCGUCUUCAAGCCCUCCUCAUUCUACAUUGUUAUCCAGACAACUCUUGGAGUUCAACUUCAGAUCCAGCUUUCACCAGUUAUGCAGAUCUACAUAACUGCCAUCUCAUCCUACAAAGGAACAACCUGUGGCCUUUGCGGAAACUACAAUGACAUUCAGGCAGAUGAGUUCAGAGUCAUCAGUGGAUUGGUGGAGGGCACAGCUGUAGCUUUUGCCAACACAUGGAAGACCAUGUCUAGCUGCCCUGAUGUCAAGACUAGCUUUGAAAACCCCUGCAGUUUGAGCAUUGAAAAUGAGAAAUAUGCCCAGCACUGGUGUUUCAUGUUAUCAGAUCCUAAAGGAGUGUUCUCGCCUUGCCAUUCUGAAAUAAGACCUGACACCUACAAAACUAACUGCAUGUAUGACAGCUGUAACUGUGAGAAGAGCGAGGACUGCAUGUGUGCUGCCGUCUCCUCUUAUGUCCACGCUUGUGCUGCCGAGGGUAUCCAGCUCACUGGCUGGAGAGACACUAUCUGCAGUGAGUAGACUAUCACUUGCCCCAGUCAAACAGUUUAUACCUACAACAUGACCAGCUGUGGACGCACCUGCCGCUCCCUGAGCAUGACAGACCAAUCUUGCCAGGUGGAGUUUGUUCCAGUGGACGGAUGUGGCUGUGCAGAGGGCACCUACAUGGACGAGGCUGGCCAGUGUGUUGCCCCCACCAACUGUCCCUGCUAUGACAAGGGCUCGGUGGUCCCUGCAGGAGAGACUAUCAGCAGAGACGGUGCCACCUGCACUUGCAGACAAGGGACACUGAGUUGCACUGGGAAUUCUCAUAUAUCCCCAGUAUGCACACUGCCAAUGGUUUUCUUCAACUGCUCAACUGCACCUCCAGGAGCUUCAGGUUCAGAGUGUCAGAAGAGCUGCAAAACUCUGGACAUGACCUGUAUUAGCACAGAGUGCACAUCAGGUUGUAUGUGCCCCAACGGACUGGUGUCUGAUGGAAACGGAGACUGCAUCAAGGAGGAACUUUGUCCUUGUGCUCACAAUGGAGCUACUUACCAAGCUGGAGAGACCCUUAAGGUUGACUGCAAUACAUGUACUUGCAAGGACAGACAAUGGCAGUGUACCACACAUCUCUGUGAUGGAGUUUGUGCAAUCUAUGGAGAGGGUCACUAUAUCACUUUUGAUGAGAAAAGGUUCAACUUUAAUGGAAACUGUGAAUACACUCUCAUUCAGGACUACUGUGGCAAUAGUAAUGGCAGUGGCAGCUUCAGAGUCCUCACUGAGAACGUUCCUUGUGGAACUAAAGGCACCACCUGCUCCAAGACCAUCAAGCUCUUCCUGGGGACCAGUGAGCUCAUAUUGGCAGAUGGGACCGCUCAAGUUGUCAGAAGUACUCCAGAAGAGCAGUUUCCUAAACAGAUCAACCUUCUGGGGAAUUAUCUGGUCAUUGAAGUCAAAAGUGGUCUAAUCCUCAUGUGGGACAAGAAGACCAGUCUCUUUAUCAAGCUUAGCCCACAAUACCAGGGGCUGGUGUGUGGUCUGUGUGGAAACUAUGAUGGCAACGCAAACAAUGACUUCACCACUAGAGCCCAAGCGACUGUUGUUGAUCCGGUGGAAUUUGGAAACAGCUGGAAAGUUUCAUCAAGCUGUCCAAGUGUAUCCGCUGUAGCGCACCCAUGUGCCUCCAACCCGUACAGAGCGUCUUGGGCCCAGAAACAGUGCAGCAUCAUUAACAGUGAUGUUUUCACAGCCUGCCAGAACCAGGUGGACCCCUCUCCUUACUACGAUGCUUGUGUGAGAGACUCAUGUGCUUGUGACAGUGGUGGAGACUGCGAGUGCUUCUGUACCGCAGUGGCAGCUUAUGCAAAGGCCUGUAGUGAAGCUGGAGCAUGCGUAGCCUGGAGGACCCCUCGAAUUUGCCCACUGUUCUGUGAUUACUACAACCCUACUGGAGAAUGUGAGUGGCACUACAAGGCAUGUGGAGCUCAGUGUAUGAAGACCUGCAGAAACCCUUCCGGAGACUGUUCUAGUUUAAUUCCAGCAUUGGAAGGCUGCUAUCCUAACUGUCCUGCGGCACAACCUUACUUCAAUGAGGAGACAAUGAAGUGUGUGGAGAGGGAACAAUGUGGCUGUUAUGACUAUGAAGGAAACCAGUACACCAAUGGACAGAAUCUUCCGGCACAAAAUUGUGAAACAUGCACCUGCACAAUGACUGGAGUGAGCUGUAGUUAUGAUGUAAAUGAUUGUACAUGCUUGCAUAAUGGUAAACAACACCCAUAUGGAGAAACCCUCUACAAUACAACAGAUGGGAUUGGUAACUGCAUUGUUGCUGUUUGUGCCUCGAACGGAACCAUUACCAGGAACAUUUCGCCUUGUAAAGUGACCACAACUACAGUACCAACCACAACAUCCCCUCUGACCACAACAACUGUCCAUGCAACUACAACACAGACCUCUACAACAACACUAAAGCCCACAACUGUCUUCCACUUCUCAACACCUGAACCAACAUCUACUUGGUCAUCCACAACAAUGAAGACAACACCUGAAAUCACUAUUGGCACCAUAACUUCAUCAUUAAAUCCUUCAACUACAACAUCUGGAGCAAGUACAGUCACAAUUCCCAACCCGACAACUGUAACUACAACAACUACGGUACCCUCGACCACAGCUACGUCGACCACAGCUGAAACGUCAACUAUGGAAGAAACCACAACUAAGACCAUCAUAUCUACAAAGCCACCUAAAGUAGUCACCACUGGUACCAGAACAACGACAUCACAUGUCACCACCAAACCUUCAGUGACUAAAAUUGAGUCACUUACAAAAACACUACCUUACUUUACAGGUACAAUGUGGCCUUUAACAUCAACAACACAGCCCUCAACAACAACAGAAUCAGUCAUAACAGGUGGAAUAUUGACAACAGAGCCUACCUCCCAGAUUACCAAUACAAACAUCUGGGAUAUUCACACACAACACAGUAUCAUCAUCUACAACUACAAUUUCAUCUACAAAAAGCCACCUAAAGAAGUCACCUCCGGCCCAACAACAACUUCCACCACUGUAAUUGUUGAAACCUCUACUUCAACAUCACAGCCCACAACAACAGGUGAAGAAACAACAGGGCCAGUUGUCAUAACUUCCAACCCCACUACUUUAACAACAACAACAAUUGCACCCACAACAACGACACCUACCACAGGUGGAACGACAACAGUUGAAGAAACCACAACCGAGACAAUGUCAUCUACAGCCACAAAGCCACCUAAAGAAGUCCCCACGGGCCCAAUAACAACUUCCACCACUGUAAUUGCUGAAACCUCUACUUCAACAUCACAGCCCACAGCAACAGGUGAAGAAACAUCAGGGCCAGUUGUCAUAACUUCCAACCCCUCUACUUUAACAACAACAACAAUUGCACCCACAACAACGACACCUACCACAGGUGGAACGACAACAGUUGAAGAAACCACAAAUGAGACAAGUCCAUCUACAAAACCACCUAAAGAAGUCACCUCCGGCCUAACAACAACUUCCACCACUGCAAUUGUUGAAACCUCUACUUCAACAUCACAGCCCACAACAACAGGUGAAGAAACAACAGGGCCAGUUGUCAAAACUUCCAAUCCCACUACUUUAACAACAACAACAAUUGCACCCACAACAACGACACCUACCACAGGUGGAACGACAACAGUUGAAGAAACCACAACCGAGACAAUUUCAUCUACAAAACCACCUAAAGAAGUCACCUCCGGCCCAACAACAACUUCCACCACUGUAAUUGUUGAAACCUCUACUUCAACAUCACAGCCCACAACAACAGGUGAAGAAACAACAGGGCCAGUUGUCAUAACUUCCAAUCCCACUACUUUAACAACAACAACAAUUGCACCCACAACAACGACACCUACCACAGGGGGAAUGACAACAGUUGAAGAAACCACAACCGAGACAAUUUCAUCUACAGCCACAAAGCCACCUAAAGAAAUCCCCACGGGCCCAACAACCACUUCCACCACUGUAAUUGUUGAAACCUCUACUUCAACAUCACAGCCCACAGCAACAGGUGAAGAAACAACAGGGCCAGUUGUCAUAACUUCCAAUCCCACUACUUUAACAACAACAACAAUUGCACCCACAACAACGACACCUACCACAGGUGGAACAACAACAGUUGAAGAAACCACAACCGAGACAAUUUCAUCUACAAAACCACCUAAAGAAGUCACCUCUGGCCCAACAACAACUUCCACCACUGUAAUUGUUGAAACCUCUACUUCAACAUCACAGCCCACAACAACAGGUGAAGAAACAACAGGGCCAGUUGUCAUUACAUCCAAUCCCACUACUUUAACAACAACAACAAUUGCACCCACAACAACGACACCUACCACAGGUGGAACGACAACAGUUGAAGAAACCACAACCGAGACAAUUUCAUCUACAGCCACAAAGCCACCUAAAGAAGUCCCCACGGGCCCAACAACCACUUCCACCACUGUAAUUGCUGAAAGAUCUACUUCAACAUCACAGCCCAAAACAACAGGUGAAGAAACAACAGGGCCAGUUGUCAUUACAUCCAAUCCCACUACUUUAACAACAACAACAGAGGUAACUACACCUACCACAGGUGUAACGACAACAGUUGAAGAAACCACAACUGAGACAAUUUCAACUACAUCUACAAAACCACCUAAAGAAGCCACCACAGGCCCAAUGACAUAUUCCACAACUGCUGAAGUUGUAACUUUGACAUCACAGCCUUCAACAACAAGUACAGAAACAACAGAGCCAGUUGUCAUCACAGGCCCAUUAGAAACAACAAGAAAUCCUUCAACAUCGCCACAAGUGAUUAUUACAUCAACAUCACAAGUAGUCACCACCAGCCAGUGUAUGUGCAUUGUUAAUGGGACACAAUAUCUACCAGGGAACCUAGUGUAUAAUGUGACUGAUGGUUCAGGGUGGUGCUUCACCGCUUACUGCAAAGCAACGUGUCAAGUUGAAGUGGAAUCAAAUCCAUGUCCUUCCUCUACACCACCCACUGUUUCACCCACAACGUCAGAAGAGACAACGACCACACCACCAACAACUCAAUCCUCCCCAGACUGCACUAGCAUUCAGCCACCAAGAAAGAAUGGAGAGUCUUGGCAGCUGAAUAGCUGUACCACAGCAAUUUGCCAGGACGGUAUUGUUGUCCAGCUACCAGUAAAAUGCAAGCCAGUGGAGCCACUACAGUGUGAGAAUGGUCGUCCACCUGUCAAGGUCUAUGAUUCAACUGGAUGCUGCUUUAUGUAUGAAUGUGAAUGUGUAUGCAGUGGAUGGGGUGGAUCUCACUACAUGACAUUUGACGGAGUAUAUUACAAUUUCCAGGAGAACUGCUCAUACAUCUUAGUGAAAGAAAUCAACUUCAAAUACAACCUUACCAUUAUUGUUGAUAAUCACUACUGUGGAAACGCAGACAGUGGAUUCUGUCCUCAGUCCCUUAUCAUUCACUACAAUUCCUAUGAAGUGAUUCUUACCCAGCAGAGAUCUGGUGACACAACAGAAAACGUGGUAUAUGUCAACAGUAAACGAAUCUACCCAGCUUACAGAAUGGGUGACAUUGCUCUAACAAGUACUGGUGUGGAAGUCGUGCUGGAGAUCACUGAUCUUAAGAUUCAGGUGUCUUACAAGGGGUCAUCAUUUAGCAUCAACCUUCCUUACUCCCUCUUCCAAAGCAGCACAGAGGGCCAGUGUGGUACCUGUGAUAAUUCCCAGAAGAAUGACUGCCAGUCACCUAAUGGUCAGAUACAGAGCUGCUCAGUCGCAGCUAGCCAGUGGCUUAUUCCAAACCAGGACUGUCCAACUCCUCCAACAGCACCACCCCCAAGCACAUCACCUACCCCCUGCAAGACAGCCGUUUGUGAAAUCAUGAACAGCAAGGUCUUUGAGGAAUGCCAUAAAGUGGUUUCUCCUGAUGCCUUCGUUCAGGCCUGUAGAUCAGAUGUCUGCUACAAUGCUAAUUCUAGCUGCUCUAGUCUGGAGGCGUAUGCAUCUGAAUGUGCAAAUAAAGGGAUCUGCAUUGAAUGGAGGAAGUUCACCCAUGGAGAAUGUGAGCAUACAUGCCCAGCCACGAAGGUGUACAUGCCAUGUGGUCCAGCAGUUGAACCAACAUGUAAUACCAGAUAUAAUGAGAAGUAUUUGAACAACCAAACCCAAAUGAUCAAUAAGACGAAGGAGGGUUGCUUCUGUCCAUCUAAAACCGUCUUGUUCAGCACCUACUCUGAUACUUGUGUGGUCUCCUGUGGCUGCACCGGACCUGAUGGCAACCCCCAAAUGCCUGGUGAUACAUGGGAGAGUGGUUGCCAGCAGUGCACCUGUGACAUGGACUCCGUGAUUGUCCAGUGCCAGCCUAUCACCUGCCCCACACCAGCCACACCCAUCUGCAAUGAGACUGGUUCCAGACUGGUGAACAAGACAGAAGGCUGCUGCCAGAAAUAUACAUGUGAGUGUGAUGCACUGCUUUGCCCCAAAGUCAUGAUGGACUGCCAGCUAGGGUGGGAGGCAAUUAUAAGCACAUCCAACUCAAGCUGCUGUCCAGAGUAUACCUGUGUUCCUAAGGGUGUAUGUGUCUACAAUAACAUUGAGUACCAGCCUGGUGCUGAAGUUCCUAAAGGAACAUGUGAGAAUUGUAUCUGCAGCUCGACCAUGGAUCCUAGUACCAAGCUCAACAAUAUUGUGUGCACAAAUAUCUCCUGCAACACUACAUGUUCACAGGGCUUCCAGUAUCAGGCCAUACCUGGUCAGUGUUGUGGGAAAUGUGUACAGACAAGCUGUGUGGUUAAUAUGCCAGAUAAGACCAAGCACACUAUGCAGGUGAACGAAACAUGGUCACCACCUGGUGACAAAUGUGUGAUGUACACGUGUGACAAAAAUGAUGACCAAUAUAUACCAGUCGAGGUGAAGACUGUGUGCCCUGAUUUCAGCCCAGAGAUCUGUGUCCCAGGCACAGAAAAGACAGAUGCAAAUGGAUGCUGCAAGACUUGCACAGAACGCAGGAAUGUCUGUGAGAUGAAGUACACCACCACUAGCAUUGUCAUCAGUGGUUGUGUGACCGCUGAGCCUGUGGAGAUCAAUUCCUGCUCAGGAGACUGUGGAACCUCUUCCAUGUACUCAGCAGAGGCGAACACCAUGAUGCACUACUGCUCCUGCUGCCAAGAGGCGACCACUAGCCAGAAAGAGGUGGAGCUGCUCUGCCCUGAUGGGUCAAAGGUCAAGCACUCCUACAUCCACGUGGAGUCGUGCGGAUGUCAUGUCACAGACUGUGAUGCAAAAAUGACCGCCGCCCCGGGUACGACGAGAAAGCCCGGAAGGAGGCGCUAAACGUCUAGGGAGACAACAUGCACACUGAUAUAGGAAUUAUCCUCAUGACAUUGAAUGUUUUACUCCAAAUUUGUUUUCUUGUAACAUUUUACUUAAAUCUGUCAUGUCAGUGUAUUUCCACAAUCGGCAACACUUACUAUUAUGUUCUUAUACUUUCAUUGUAGAAUGAAUGUAUUUUCUAUGAUAAAUGUAGUGGGUAAUCUCUUUUCUCAUUUGUAGUGAUUAAUAAACAACAGCAACAUCA
Molecule: messenger RNA, 8986 nt
Organism: Oncorhynchus gorbuscha (pink salmon)
Lineage: Eukaryota; Metazoa; Chordata; Actinopteri; Salmoniformes; Salmonidae
Product: mucin-5AC-like
Cellular component (GO): extracellular matrix
Molecular function (GO): protein binding
Source: RefSeq, a predicted model, not a curated record